GGAAUUCCUGGCUAGGGUUUUUGAUUAAUUUGUGACCUCUCGUACUUUCAAGAGCUUAUUAAUUGUUACCCUUAACCAAAAGACUGGUGGCACAGAUAUAAGCACUCAUGAGCUCAAUUACUUGUUAAUGGCGAAUUCAGGCAAAUCACCUUCAGCAUUAGUUCUCCUCAAACAUCCAUUUGAAACAGAAGUUGAAGAAGAUGAACCAGGCCAAUCUUCUGCUCAGCAUCAUAUCAUCGAUAUCCACCCUUCAACCACAUCUUACGCUUUUGUUCUUUCAUUCAACAACUUAUCAUACGAAAUCAAAACUAGUCCUAAAUUGGCUCUUCGACUUUGUGGAAAGUUAGGCAAAUUUGGUUCACAAGAUCAGAUUAAAAACAAAAUUUUACUGGAUGACAUAUCGGGGGAAGCUCGAGAUGGAGAAAUUAUGGCAAUUAUUGGAGCCAGUGGAGCCGGGAAAUCGACUUUGCUUGACGCUCUUGCAGGCCGCAUAGAGAGGGAGAGCCUGAAAGGAUCAGUGAGUUUGAAUGGCGAAUCGCUUCUCAAAUCGAAGUUCUUGAAGGUAUUAUCGGCUUAUGUUAUGCAAGAUGACCUUUUGUUUCCCAUGUUAACAGUUGAAGAAACCCUCAUGUUCUCGGCGGAGUUUAGGCUUCCACGCUCAGUCACAAAGGCAAAGAAACGCGCCAGAGUUGAAGCUCUAAUCGAUCAAUUAGGCCUUCGAAGUGCGGCGAAAACUAUCAUUGGCGAUGAGCAACAUCGAGGCGUAUCAGGAGGCGAACGCAGGCGCGUUUCGAUUGGUAUUGGCAUAGUUCAUGAUCCGAUUCUCUUGUUCCUCGAUGAACCCACAUCGGGACUUGAUUCAACUAGCGCCUUUAUGGUUGUUCAGGUUUUGCAACGGAUUGCAAAGAGUGGAAGCGUUGUGAUUAUGUCCCUCCAUCAACCGAGUUACAGAAUUUUGAGCUUAUUAGACCAAAUUUUCUUUCUAUCAAAAGGUCAGAUUAUGUACAAUGGAAAACUAGCUUCUCUUUCACAAUUCUUUGCUGAGUUUGGGCGUCCGAUUCCUGAGAAAGAAAAUCAAACUGAGUUUGCUCUUGAUUUGAUUCGCGAACUUGAAGCUUCUCCAAGUGGGAUCAAUGGCUUAGUUGAAUUCAAUAAGUCAUGGCAGGCGAGGAAGAUUCGCGAUGAAGUCCAGGAUCAAGAAAAUGUUUCACUUGAAGAUGCAAUCAAAGGAAGCAUUACAAAAGGAAAACUGCUGGUAUCAGCUGGCACAAGUAAAGUUCAAACUUUUGCCAAUCCAUUUUGGAUUGAAGUGAUUGUUAUUGCAAAAAGAUUGCUCAUAAACUCAAAAAGAAUGCCGGAGUUGUUUGCAAUAAGAUUAGGUACAGUUCUUCUCACAGGACUAAUCUUAGCCACCCUUUAUUGGCAACUCAAAGAUUCUCCAAAGGGCACACGAGGAAGAUUAGGGUUCUUCGUUUUUGCGAUGAACACGAUUUUCUUCAUAUGUGCACGAGAAAUCCCAGCUUUUCUCCAUGAACGAUUCAUCUUCAUAAGGGAAAUUUCUUAUAAUACUUAUCGCCACUCAUCUUAUUUACUUGCUCAUUCUUUAGUCUCCAUUCCUUCUUUAAUCAUUCUCUCACUUGCCUUAUCCCUCACAACUUUCUGGGCUGUUGGCCUUACAGGGGGGUUCUCCGGAUUCUCCUUCUUCUUCCUCGUAACUUUUGCUUCAUUUUGGACUGCAAGUUCAUUCAUGGCGUUCAUUUCAGGGCUUGUUUCACAUGUAUUAAUAGGAUUUACAGUUGCCGUAUCUGUUUUAGGUUAUUGCCUUCUCUUCAGUGGAUUCUACAUUUCUAGAGAGCAAAUUCCUUCAUAUUGGAUUUGGUUUCAUUAUCUCUCUCUAGUGAAGUACCCAUAUCAAGGAGUAAUCCAAAAUGAAUACGGUGGCGAAAGCAAGUGUUUCGUGAGAGGAGUGCAAUUCUUUGAUUACACCCCAUUCAUGAAAUUCUCUGAUCCCGUGAAAUUAAAGCUAUUAGAAAGCAUGAGUGGUGUCAUUGGAGCCAAUUUAACAAGCUCAACUUGUCUUGCUACUGGUGAGGAAAUACUUGAGACACUUGAGGUAUCAGAUGUGAGCAAAUGGAGUUGCGUGUGGAUUACUUUAGCUUUUGGGUUACUCUUUAGGGUUUUGUUUUACUUCACUUUGUUGCUCGGGAGCAAGAACAAGAGGAAAUGAAUACGGAGUGAAACUAGUGGAUUUUGUUUCAUGAAUAUCAAUGAGUCCAUUUAUUUUAA
Mangifera indica (mango) is the source of this 2286-nucleotide messenger RNA. RefSeq names its product ABC transporter G family member 20-like. Gene Ontology annotation, cellular component: membrane. The transcript has a single exon. Gene Ontology annotation, molecular function: ATP binding; ATP hydrolysis activity; ABC-type transporter activity. Lineage: Eukaryota; Viridiplantae; Streptophyta; Magnoliopsida; Sapindales; Anacardiaceae. Bases 128 to 2227 code for a protein of 699 amino acids. The record is from RefSeq and is a predicted model, not a curated record.